GUUGGCCAGGGUCUCCCCAAAAAUGUGAUAAGGAGUGGUAUUUUUGAAAUUCAGACAGUAAAGAGGAUUAAAAUUGUCCGUUGGGCGAAAAUUGAGAAUCGAGGGAUGAUCUGUAAUUUUGUUGUUGGGUGAGUGUGUUGAUCGGAUUGGAUUGGAGGCAAGCAAAGUGCAAAUCAAGCGAUUAAUCAAUCUUCGGGGUACGAAAUUUGAUGUUUGUUGAGCUUUUAUGAAUCACAAUUAAAUGCAUGGUGUGAUCUGAAAAGGCAAAGGAGAACUAAAAAAGUGUGGAAUCAAUUGAAAUCAGGCGGUGCUGUUGAAUUCUGCAAUGGCAUCGGCAGCGCCUAAUGUCGAUCUCUUCGAUGCCUAUUUUCGCCGUGCAGAUUUGGAUCGAGACGGCCGUAUCAGCGGUGCCGAAGCCGUCUCCUUCUUCCAGGGCUCCGGUUUGCCCAAACAUGUUCUUGCGCAGAUUUGGGCAUUUGCAAACCAAAGCCAGAGUGGUUUCCUUGGGCGGGCAGAGUUUUACAAUGCCCUUAAGCUUGUUACCGUGGCACAGAGUAAGCGGGAACUAACUCCCGAAAUGGUAAAAGCAGCAUUGUAUGGCCCGGCUGCAUCUAAGAUUCCUGCUCCUCAGAUUAAUUUCAGUGCCACAGUAUCUGCACCUGCGCCUGCACCUGCACCUGCACCUGUACCACAGAUUGGUCCUGUUAGUCCUUUAUCCCACCAAAAUCUUGGACCAAGGGGGGCAGUUCCAAAUUUGAGUGGUAACCAGCAAACCCUCCCUUCUCAGGGAAAUCAGUUUGCGAGGCCUCCAGCUACUGUUGCCACUCAAGGAAUGGCUCGCCCUGAAACCCCUGGCAUUUCCAGUUAUGGCAAGAUGGGUGGAACUCCAGAAGUAACUUCCUCUCCAGUAGCAGUUAGAGGAACUAGUCCCCCAUCAGCGCAGGAGGGGUUUGGGUUUGGAUCAAAUGUGGCACGGCCACCUGGCCAAUAUCCUGCCUCCCCCAUAAAGUCAUCAGAUCAAUUGGUUAAGGAUUCUAAACCAGUGGAUGCUUCUGUUAACGGUGAUUCUUCCGAUUCAUUUUUUGGAGGAGAUUUAUUCUCAGCUAGCUCAUUUCAGCCCAAGCAAGCUUCUUCUCCACAAGGAUUUUCUUCUGGCACUUCAGCGCUUUCUUCAGCUAUUGUUCCUGUAUCUGGAGGAAACCAGCAUUCUACUAGGACUAGUACCCCUGAUUCUUUGCAGCGCUCACUUGCAACCCAGCCUGUUGGUGCACAGCUUCAGCAAGCCCAGCCGGUGGUAAAACAGGACCAGCAUGCGUCAGUCCAGACACAUAAUAUGCCGAAUUCAUCUGGACUUCCAGGGAGAUUACAGGAUUCUGCUUCCAGUCAAUCCCAAGCUCCAUGGCCAAGGAUGACUCAAACUGAUGUUCAGAAAUAUAUGAAAGUAUUCAUGGAAGUAGACACAGAUAGAGAUGGGAAAAUCACGGGGGAACAAGCGCGGAACUUGUUUCUUAGUUGGAGAUUACCAAGAGAGGUUUUAAAGCAGGUUUGGGACUUAUCGGAUCAAGAUAAUGAUAGCAUGCUUUCUCUCAGGGAGUUUUGUAUUGCAUUGUACCUAAUGGAGCGACACAGGGAAGGACGUGUUCUUCCAGCAGUACUUCCAAGUAACAUUGUGCUUGAUUUACCAACUACUGGUCAACCUGCUGCUCACUAUAGUAGUUGGGGAAAUCCAUCAGCUUUUCAACAACAGCCAGGGACAACUGGUUCUGGUGCUCGACAAGUGAACCCUGCUGCAGGUCGGCCGCCAAGGCCGGCUGCUGUCUCUCAGUCUGAUGAAGGACCUCAGAACAAGCCGCAGAAAUCUAGAAUUCCAGUCUUGGAGAAGCACCUCAUUAAUCAGCUGAGUUCAGAUGAGCAAAAUUCAAUUAAUUCAAAGUUUCAAGAAGCGACAGAAGCUGAUAAGAAGGUGGAAGAACUUGAGAAGGAAAUUAUGGAGUCCAGAGAGAAAAUAGAAUUUUACCGUGCAAAAAUGCAGGAACUUGUUCUGUACAAAAGCAGAUGUGACAAUCGUCUUAAUGAGGUCAUAGAAAGGAUAGCUGCUGAUAAGCAUGAGGUUGAGAUUUUAGCAAAGAAAUAUGAAGAUAAAUAUAAGCAAGUGGGAGAUUUAUCAUCCAAGUUAACUACCGAGGAAGCCACGUUUCGUGACAUACAGGAGAAAAAAAUUGAAUUGUACCAAGCAAUUGUCAAGAUGGAACAGGAUGGAAAAGGUGAUGCAACUCUGCAGGCUCAUGUUGAUCGUAUUCAAACAGACCUUGAUGAGCUGGUGAAAUCUCUGAAUGAGCGGUGCAAGAAAUACGGAUUACGUGCUAAGCCCACUACAUUAUUGGAGCUACCCUUUGGCUGGCAACCUGGUAUCCAAGAAGGAGCUGCUGACUGGGAUGAAGAUUGGGAUAAGCUUGAAGAUAAAGAAUUUGUUUUUGUCAAAGAACUCACUCUCGACGUGCAAAACAUUAUAGUGCCUCCAAAGCAAAAGUUGCCGUCAGCUGUGAACACGAAAGCUGUGAACGUGGAAGCUGUGAACACGGAAGCUGUGAACGUGGAAGCUGUGAACACAGAAGCUGUGAACACCGACAGUCCUACAUUUGCUGCUUCUCCCAAGAGUGAUGAUAAGUCGGAAAAGCCCCGGACUACCAAUGAACAGGGAGUUGGCAAUGGAUCUGUUUAUAAUAAAAGUGAAGAUGGGUCUGUAAAAAGUGCUCCCAAUAGUCCAUUUGCAAGCAGUGCUAUCGGAAGCCCACAUGGGGAUUUUGAUUCUGACAUUAGAAAGACAGCUGGUGAAGAUAGCUCACUCCGUGAUCAAGAUACCAUACAAGAAACCCAAAGUGAUCAUGGUGGUGUCAAGUCUGUGUUUUCUGGAGACAAAAUUUUUGAUGAACCAAAUUGGGGAACCUUUGACACAAAUGAUGAUAUUGAUUCAGUUUGGGGAUUCAAUGCUAGUAGCUUCACUAAGGAGGAGAGAGAUCUUGAUAGAGCUGGGAACAACUAUUUCUUUGAUUCUGGGGAACUGGGCUUAAACCCCAUCAAAACAGGUUCACCACAGGCUGGUGAUUUCUUCCAGAGGAGCAGUGGAUUCGGUUUUGAUGAUUCUGUUCCAAGCACACCACUUUACAGCUCAAGUAGCUCUCCGCAAAGGCCAAAAGAGUGGUUGGAAACUGCUUUUGAUUUCUCAAGAUUUGAUUCCUUCAGAACACAUGAUAGUGUAUCUUUGCCUGCUCGGGAGACGACAGAACAAUAUGAUUCAGUACGCAACAGUGUGGAUUUUGACCAUGCUCAUGGGUUUCCAGCUUUUGAUGACUCGGAUCCCUUUGGCUCUGGCCCGUUUAGGACUUCAUCGGAUAAUCAAACUCCAAGACGAGGAUCUGAUAAUUGGAGUGCCUUUUAGUUUAGCAAUUCCACCCGAUGCAUUAUUUCUUUCUAUUUUCAGACUUUCCGACUGUUGCCUCUGGUGGAGUGGGUUGUCAGUCUUGCUAUCUGGAACCUGUUACGUGUAAUGUAUUUCUUGUAUUUAAUCUUGUGUAUUCCUUGUUCCUCACUUUUUCUUUGGGGAAGGGCGCAGGUUUGUCUCCAGUCCAGCAAUCUUACUUCCCUUCUUAAAAUGAAAGUGAAGGCCUGUCUAUAUUUUUGGUUUGUUGGUUGAUAAUUUUCCAUAGUCCCGUAGAAGAGAUUGUGGUAUUGAUGACUAUCUGAUUUGAGUGUUGUUUACCGAGCGGAAUUGUAUUAUGAUUCUUUUUCAUAUAUGUGCUGAAGUAUAACUUGAACCUAAUUUGUUCAAUUAAAUUUAGUGAAAUGUAAACAAUAUACUUUUUAACACAA
Glycine soja is the source of this 3870-nucleotide messenger RNA. RefSeq names its product epidermal growth factor receptor substrate 15-like 1. Gene Ontology annotation, biological process: endosomal transport; endocytosis. The transcript is spliced from 13 exons. Gene Ontology annotation, molecular function: calcium ion binding; protein binding. Bases 326 to 3439 code for a protein of 1037 amino acids. The record is from RefSeq and is a predicted model, not a curated record. Lineage: Eukaryota; Viridiplantae; Streptophyta; Magnoliopsida; Fabales; Fabaceae. Gene Ontology annotation, cellular component: plasma membrane; cytoplasm; nucleus.